AAUUAAAUGUGAUGUCAAAGACUGCGACAAAACAUUUACAAAAAAAACAUCAUUUAAAUCAACACAAAAGUUGUGUUCAUUUGAAACAAAAGGCAUUCAAAUGUGAUGAAGAAAAUUGUGGCAAAAGUUUUGGUGUAAAAUCACAUCUGAUUGAACACAAACGCAUUCAUUUGAAUGAAAAACCACUUAAAUGUGAUUUCAAUGGUUGUAAUAAACUUUUUACACUAAAGAAACAUUUAACUAAACACAGGAAUAGCGAUCACUUGAAUAUUAGAUUUGUUUGUGAUGUCAACGAUUGUAAUACAAGUUAUAAAACAAAACAGCAAUUAAAUCAACACAAAAGUUGUGUUCAUUUGAAAGAAAAGCCAUUCAAAUGUAAUGAAGAAAAUUGUGGCAAAAGUUUUGAUUUAAAACAAUACUUAAAUCGACACAAACGCAUACAUUCGGGAGAAAAAUCAUUUGUGUGUGAUUUCAACGAAUGUAACAAAAGUUUUGCACUAAAAGGAAACUUAAAUCUACACAAACGAUGCGUUCAUUCGAAAGAAAAGCCAUUCAAAUGUAAUGAAGAGAAUUGCGGCAAAAGUUUUAGUUUAAAAUCAUAUCUAAAAACACACCAACUCUUUCAUUCAGGAGAAAAGCCUGUUUUGAAUGAAACGAUUGAAUCAAUAAAUCAUUUGGAUUUAGAUAUCAAUCAAACAAUUGAUUGCAAAACAUUCAAAAUCAAUCAAACAUUGCUUUCAAACAACAAUUGUAACAAAAGUUUUACAAAUAAAGGAAAUCUCAUUAAACAUAAAAGUUGUGUUCAUUUGAAUGAAAAGCGAUUCAAAUGUAAUGAAGAAAAUUGUGGCAAAGGUUUUGGUCACAAAUCAGCGUUAAAUCAACACAAAUUCAAACAUUUGGGAGAAAAACCAUUUGUUUGUGAUAUUAAUGACUGUAAUAAACGUUUUUCACACCAAACAGGCCUAAGAAAUAGGGCAACCGUUUGGAAGCGUUUUGGAAGCGCAUUCAAAUGUAAUGAAGAAAAUUGUGGCAAAAGUUUUACUGAUAAACGCAAUCUUAUGGCACACAUAAGCGUUCAUUCGGGAGAAAAACUAUUUAUUUGUGAUUUUACUAAUUGUGGUAAAGUUUGUAAAACGAAAACAUACUUAACUGAACACAAAAAAAGAUAUGUUUGUGAUUUCACUGAUUGUAAGCAAAGUUUUAAUUCAAAUGGAAAUCUAAUUCAACACAAAAGAUGUUUUCAUCUGAAAGAAAAGUCAUUCAAAUGUAAUGAAGAGAAUUGUGGCAAAAGUUUUGGUCACAUAUCAACUCUAACUGUACACAAACGCAUACAUUCAGGAGAAAAACCAUUUCUCUGUGAUUUUGAUCGUUGUAAGAAAGGUUUUUCUCAUAUAUCAAAAUUAUAUCGACACAAACGAUGUGUUCAUUUGAAUGAAAAGGCAUUUGAAUGUAAUGAAGAAAAUUGUGGCAAAAGAUUUCAAAAUAGACAACAACUCAAUCAACACAAACGCUGGCAUUCGGGAGAAAAGCUAUUUAGUUGUGAUUUCAAUGAAUGUAACAAAAAGUUCACAACAAAUGGACAUUUAAAUCGACACAAAAGUGAUGUUCAUUUGAAGAAAAAGAAA
Medioppia subpectinata is the source of this 1625-nucleotide messenger RNA. NCBI's taxonomy places the organism in Eukaryota, Metazoa, Arthropoda, Arachnida, Sarcoptiformes, Oppiidae. The record is from the annotation of a GenBank genome assembly.